Botrytis byssoidea is the source of this 750-nucleotide messenger RNA. RefSeq lists its product as uncharacterized. Lineage: Eukaryota; Fungi; Ascomycota; Leotiomycetes; Helotiales; Sclerotiniaceae. The coding region runs from base 1 to 750 and encodes 249 amino acids. The record is from RefSeq and is a predicted model, not a curated record. The transcript has 2 exons.
AUGCCGAAAUGCGAGAAGUGUGGUCACAGCACUAGCACUUGCACGUGUUGCAAAACAUGUAAACAUAGGCAAUCGAAGUGUACAUGUAAAACUAAGGGCUCUUCGAGCAAAACCAAGGGCUCUUCAAGCAAAAAUGAUCCUGGGUCUGGUUCUGGUUCUGACGAUUCCAAAAAAUCAGAUGGUUCUCGCCGUUCCAACAAUUCCAACAAUUCCAAAAAAUCAGAUGGAUCUCACCAAUCCGGUAAAUCAGCGGCAUCAGGAGAUUCACAGAAAACACAUAACUCUGGCAAAUCUGAACUUACAGAAUUGACUAAAGUCUACAGUGGGCAGAUUCGUUCUAUAAUAGAAGAGUGCGAAAGAGAGAUAACCGAAACAACAAACGAACAACCCCUUCCUAAUACAAAAGUAUGGACCGACGAGAUGAAAGACGAGUAUGCAAAAUACAAGGCAAUUGGUAUAAAAAAAGACGAUAGCAGAAGAGUCUUCCAAGGAAGCUAUAAUCAGAGCUUGAAGAAGAAUGCUUCUGCGAAAGAUCUUGAAAUCCUCCGAAAAGAUGCUCUUACAUGGGCCGGACUCGCAAUUGAUGAAAUGAAUGCGCGGCUUGGAUUCUUAACCAAAUAUGAAGGCGCAUAUUACAACACAAAGGGUCAUAUAGAGGCGGUAAAGAACCUAAGUACUAAUGGUAAAAGGGCUGUUAACCAUGCAAGAUUAGCGAGAAGUAGAAUCGAAAAAGUGAAAAUGACUUCUUAG